Messenger RNA from Parascedosporium putredinis, 384 nucleotides. NCBI's taxonomy places the organism in Eukaryota, Fungi, Ascomycota, Sordariomycetes, Microascales, Microascaceae. The record is from the annotation of a GenBank genome assembly.
AUGGCCCUCGGUCUCGUCACCAUCGCCUUCAUCGUGUUGGCGCUGCUUAAUGUUCUUGAGCUCGGCCUCCUCGCCUAUGUCGCCGACGUAUUCUGGUCCCCCAGCUCUGUAGCCUUCUGCAUCUUCAACACGAUCUGGUCCCUCCUCGUCGUCGCGUACUUCCUCGCCAUCCCCGCUUCGCGCCCCAGUUCUUCCACAAGCUCGUCGGCCUCGGCCUCCUCGCCGUCACCACCCUCUUCUGCUGCUAUUGCUUUCGCCUUCUUCAUCUGGAUCAUCUUCACCGGCAUCACCGCCAUCGAGGGCCUCGACGCCCACAAGAACCGCAACUCGGGCCCCGCCGAGGUCGCUGCCCCCAAGACCAGCCCCCAUGCCGCCGUCGUCUAA